UUAAGGUAUAUUCCGUGUUCAACGUCACUCUAAUUUAUUGAGGAAAAAUGAUAAAAGAUAAAAUCCUGAAAAAAUAAUAAUAAACAGAAAUGGAGGGGAGAUGAUCAUGUCGUAUAUUGAAAUUUCUUUAAGCAUAAUUUAAAUAAUUUGACUAAUUGAUUAAAAAGGGUUACAAUUUCUUGAGCAGACUAGCUACUUCAAUAUUGUAUGACGUGGUUAAGUACAUAGGUUUUAAACGACUGCUAAGAGAAAUUGUAAAUUAUUGUAAUAAAUCAAACAUGUUUGAAGUAUCAGAUGCUCAAAAGUUUGGAGUAGGCUUAGCAGGGUUUGGGAUUUCUUUCAUUUUUGUAGGAAUUCUUCUAUUUUUUGAUAGAAGCCUCUUAGCUUUGGGAAACUUUUUAUUCAUUGCUGGAUUAACAUGUGUCAUUGGACCUCAGAGGACCCUUAGAUUUUUUUUCCAACGUCAUAAAAUCAAAGGAGCUCUAUCUUUUUUUGCUGGAGUAACUCUUAUCUUGAUGCGAUGGGCAUUCAUUGGAAUGAUUUUGGAAAUUUAUGGAUUUUUCCUUUUAUUUAGCGGAUUUUUCCCAGUAGCAAUAAACUUCUUACGUAGAGUACCUAUACUAGGAACAUUUCUGAAUUUACCUGGAUUGAGUAUGAUUUUAGAUAAAUUAGCAGGAGAUGCAGGAAGAACAAGAGUAUGAAGUAAUACCAAUAUGAUUAUGGAUUGAAAAAAUAUUUGUGAAGUAUAUAAUAGGAAGAAAUAUUGUCGGAGGUAUUUUCUGGUGUAAGCUGAACCGUUCAAUGACUUGGAAAGAAUAAUUAGAACCAAUUUUUCACUGUUAAUAAUUUUUAUUUCAUUAAAGUAUUAAAUCCC
Messenger RNA from Harmonia axyridis, 874 nucleotides. Its product is annotated as vesicle transport protein GOT1B. The record is from RefSeq and is a predicted model, not a curated record. Gene Ontology annotation, biological process: retrograde transport, endosome to Golgi; endoplasmic reticulum to Golgi vesicle-mediated transport. Lineage: Eukaryota; Metazoa; Arthropoda; Insecta; Coleoptera; Coccinellidae. Bases 279 to 701 code for a protein of 140 amino acids. The transcript has 5 exons. Gene Ontology annotation, cellular component: membrane; endoplasmic reticulum.